AUAGAAAAUCUGAUCCGGAUGUCACCAGCGGAGCAGGGUGCACCGCCCCCGCGCUGCCGCUAGAGGGACCCACUUACUUUACGGUUACUCGGAUGUUGUGAACAGCGGACACAUCAGGACCAGGACCAGGAGCUAUGGCAGCGUCCAGCGUUUUCUCUGGAGUUUAUGCUGCUGCCGCGAAGUUAUAACCCAACAAGAAAGUGGGAGCCCCCCCGCCCCCCUCCUCCCCUCCCUCGCUGUUUCCAUGGCCGUCGGCUGAUGUGCGAAGCGAUGCGGCACCACUGGCUGCUCCUGGGGGCUAGCGGAUGGGUGCUGCUCAUCCUGAUGUUCGUGAGCAAGUUCAUCAGCUUCAGAGCCGUGGACGAUUAUGGAGAGAGAGUCGGUGGUCAGGGUUGGACGGUGCCCGGCACCAAGACGCUCAAACCCGCGUCCGGCCGAGAGAGACAAGGCCCCCGUCCGCCUCACCAAGAUUCGGCAGCGCCCGCGGACGCGGAGUGGCAGUCCGUCGCCGAGAAGCGCGGCGAGCUGCUCUCGGCGGCGUGCCGGAACGGCAGCCUCAGGAACCUGACCCACGUCUCCAUCAGCAAGUUCGUCCUGGACCGCAUCUUCGUCAGCGACAAACACAAGAUCCUGUUCUGCCAGACGCCCAAAGUGGGCAACACGCAGUGGAAGAAGGUCCUCAUCGUGCUCAACGGAGCUUUUUCCACAGUGGGGGAAAUCCCAGAAAACCUCGUUCACGACCACGAUAAAAACGGCCUCCCUCGCCUCUCUUCACUCAGCCCACAGGAGAUAACUCACAGAUUGUCGACCUACUUUAAGUUCUUCAUCGUGAGGGAUCCCUUCGAGCGCCUGAUUUCCGCGUUCAAGGACAAAUUCGUGAAGAACCCGCGCUUCGAGCCCUGGUACAAGCACGACAUCGCCCCGGCCAUCAUCAGGAAGUACCGCAAGAGCCACCGCGACAGCGAGCGCGCCGCCUCGGGCCUGCACUUCGACGACUUCGUCCGCUACCUGGGCGACGCGGAGGGCCGCCGGCGGAUGGACCGGCAGUUCGGCGAGCACAUCAUCCACUGGGUGACGUACGCGGAGCUGUGCGCGCCCUGCGAGAUCCGCUACAGCGUCGUCGGCCACCACGAGACGCUGGAGCGGGACGCGCCGUACAUCCUCAAGGCGGCCGGCAUCGACCGGCUCGUGUCCUACCCCGCCAUCCCUCCGGGCAUCACGCGCUACAACAGGACCAAGGUGGAGCGCUACUUCUCAGGCAUCAACAAGCGCGACAUCAGGCGCCUGUACGCGCGGUACCAGGGCGACUUCCAGCUGUUCGGGUACCCCAGCCCCGACUUUUUACUGAACUGAGACGCUGAUUAAGAGUUUUCAUAUAAGCACCUCGUCUUUGGUUUAAAGGCAGAGGGGUGUUGUAGCUACCUGUGUGCCAGAAAACUGAAAGCCUGGGAUUCACUCCAAAUGUCUUUGCCCUUAUUUUAGACACUUUUGUUCGAGUAACUGACAAUUUGUUGCUGUUGUUGCGACUGCUGCCUAAUCGUAUAUUAAACAGUUUUGUGGCUGAUGAGCUGAUUUAACAGUGCGACGUUAAGGAGAACGGCUGCAGAAGAUCAAAUACAGGUAAAAAAAUCAAACCGUCCACAGAUCUAAGAGGCUCCGUGACGUCAGGGAUUCAGGCUCGUGAGCCUGUAAUGUAGCCGUCGUAUUGCACUGAGAGGAAUCGCAAGUUUUGUGGGUUUCGACGCGUGUCUCUUAAAAUGUCAGACAUAAGCAAAGAUGUCGGUAAAAGGAAAGAACGAGAUCUGGUUGGACAUUGAUCAUUAACUUUUUAGACUUUCUACCAUAGAUUUUAUGCGAGGCACCUUAACGCCUUGUACACAUUUCUGUUCAGUCAAGGCCGGGUCGAUAGUUUAAUCAUUUUCUGCCUUUACCGAAGUUGAAGAUUGACUCCGUUUAUUGAUGUUACACUGAAGGAAAGUGGCACUGGAUUUUAAAAGGUUCCUUUUUCUACAAGAAAUGUACUGUGUAAAUGUUCCUAACAUGAAUUCAACAGCUGUAUUACAUGUUGCUAUUUAUAAUAUAAUAAUAUUAAUCUGACUAUUGGCACGAACAGAUCAAAGACAGCACUGCCGCUCUGCAGCCAUUUUUUUUUUUUGGACGGGUGGCUGUUGGGUUACAAUGACAAAACUAGUUCAUAAUAAAGUCACGUGUCAAUUAUU
This is a messenger RNA of Mugil cephalus (flathead mullet), 2219 nucleotides long. RefSeq names its product carbohydrate sulfotransferase 10 (gene chst10). Lineage: Eukaryota; Metazoa; Chordata; Actinopteri; Mugiliformes; Mugilidae. Gene Ontology annotation, molecular function: sulfotransferase activity. Gene Ontology annotation, biological process: carbohydrate biosynthetic process; proteoglycan biosynthetic process. The coding region runs from base 166 to 1353 and encodes 395 amino acids. Gene Ontology annotation, cellular component: membrane. The transcript has 6 exons. The record is from RefSeq and is a predicted model, not a curated record.